Molecule: messenger RNA, 1326 nt
Organism: Chlorocebus sabaeus (green monkey)
Lineage: Eukaryota; Metazoa; Chordata; Mammalia; Primates; Cercopithecidae
Product: proline-rich protein 20E-like
Source: RefSeq, a predicted model, not a curated record
GAAUAGGGCUUAGAUGGGUGCAGUUGGGGACAGAGUCCUCAUUCCCCUAGAAAGGCCAUGGCCACACCCUGCCUUCUUACCCCUGUCUUCCUAAAUCCGUUCUCUGUCCCCACCUUCCUUCCUUCUUCCCCUGAGGAGGAAGCAUUCCUCCAAAAGGCCUACUUUAGGCUCCCCUCUCCUAGCUUUGCCUGUAGGAACUGGGAUAAAUUGAACCUCCUGUAGGCCAAUCCCUGCUAGCUACUAGCGUCCCCUUGGAAACACAUUUAAGGUGUGGAAGUCUCCCACAACCACAGCCCCCGACCCCAGUCCCCACCUUCAUACGGUCUUGGGUGGCACCGUGGGCUCGGUCGGUGCCCAAGUAGCCAAGAGCUCGGAGGCCUGUGGGCAUUGGAGGCCCUGGAGGAGGUUGUGUGGUGGAGGUCUGCGUCGCUGCCUGGCGCUCAGGAAAUGAGGCUGUGGUUUAACUCUACUGAUGCGUUUUUCUCCCCACCCCCGCCCCGCAGAUUCCUCAUGGAGGAACCAAGGCGUUCAAAGCGACUGCGCUACAUGGCCCCUAAUCAAGCCUCAGGUGGGCGUCCUACAGAACCAUUCUGCUCUGUUGUGGACCCCGAAGACUCCGUGGAAGUCCAGUCCACGGAGAGCCACGCAGAGCCAGUCCAACCUGCAAAACCCAUUGCUUACGUGAAACCCUUGAGAUGGGAGCCCCCAGCUCGCACAGAGUCGGCUCCUCCUGCAGAGAGAGGCCGGCGGCGGGGAGGAAGCCGGCUGGCAGGGCGAGGCCGUGGCAGAGUGAGUGGGCCCCGCAGGGACGCUGGCCAGAGACAGCGGGCAGAACGCUUGCUGGGACCAGACAUGCACAUCCAACUGCACCACCAUGGAGAGCCAGGCCACCAGGGGGAACCAGAAAUCAGGCAGACCUCAGCCUUCUCUUUUCCUGAAACAGCUCCUGUCCCUGGAACUGUGCAGGAAGGCCCUGGCCCUGAUGUGGCCCAUCCUGAGGUGAGGCAUCAGGAUCCACUCCCUGCCUCUGGCCCUGAAGCUAAUGCCUGGGAGCCCAUGUUGACGAUCUAUCCCUGCAUCGGGUUUAGGGCUCUGGGUGGCUCAGCUGUUUUACAGGUCAUUCAAACCGCCAAUGGGACCUAUGUUCAAGGGAUCCCAGUGUUCGUCGCCAACAUUGCAUACUGACGUCUAUCUGUCACCCACAUUGUUCUCAGCCUCCCUUUCUUCCACCUGGACUUCCCCCCAGCCCCAAAUCCAGCCCCAUUUCUGCUCCACUUCUCCCCUCCCAUCCCAACCGAAGCCCUCACCUUGUGUUGUCAGGAUGGA